Molecule: messenger RNA, 3037 nt
Organism: Cyprinus carpio (common carp)
Lineage: Eukaryota; Metazoa; Chordata; Actinopteri; Cypriniformes; Cyprinidae
Product: protein NDRG4
Biological process (GO): positive regulation of ERK1 and ERK2 cascade; signal transduction; brain development
Cellular component (GO): cytoplasm
Source: RefSeq, a predicted model, not a curated record
GCGAAUGAGGGAGGGUGGAACAGAGGUAGAGAGAUUCACACAGCAUAGCCAUCACUGGGUAGACAGCAUCCUUUCUAAACGCACUCACGAGCAAACAAAAAGAGGAAACACAUCAGAAUCCUUUCAGACGACAACAGAACAGUUCUUCAGCAGAGAUGGGGCCCGGAUUGUUCUGGAACUUCCCAUCCAAGACUAGCUGCACGGUUCCACAGAGCCUGCUGCAGACAAUGUUGCUCUCCAGGAUGGCUGGCAUAAAGGAUCAGCAGUUCACUGAAGAGAAACCACUACUGCCAGAAUCCAGGGGACAGGAAACAGAGAUGGAAAACUGUGAGACCUAUGUGGCUGAGGGAGAUUGGAAGGAACAUGACAUUGAAACCCCUUAUGGGAUGUUGCACGUAGUGAUCCGUGGGGCUCCCAAGGGCAACAAGCCAGCUAUCCUGACCUACCAUGAUGUUGGGCUCAAUCACAAGCUGUGCUUCAACACGUUCUUCCACAAUGAAGACAUGCAGGAGAUCACUAAACAUUUUGUGGUGUGCCACGUAGAUGCCCCAGGCCAGCACAUUGGUGCCCCCCAGAUGCCACAAGGAUAUCAGUAUCCCACCAUGGAUCAGCUAGCUGGGAUGCUUCCUAGUGUGGUGCAACACUUUGGCUUCAAGAGCAUUAUUGGAAUUGGAGUGGGGGCUGGUGCCUACAUCCUCGCCAAAUUUGCGCUGAUUUUCCCUGAUCUUGUGGAGGGUCUGGUUCUUCUCAACAUUGAUCCCAAUGGGAAGGGAUGGAUCGACUGGGCCGCCACAAAAUUGUCAGGACUCACCAGCACUUUACCAGACACUGUCCUGGCCCAUCUCUUCAGCCAGGAAGAGCUUAUGAGCAACACAGAAGUGGUUCAGACUUACCGUCAACAGAUCAACAACACCAUCAACCAGUUCAACCUACAGCUCUUCUGGAACAUGUAUAACAGCCGCAGGGAUUUGGAAAUGAAUCGCAGUGGCUCUGUGCUAAAUGCUAAGACCCUGAGGUGCCCGGUCAUGCUGGUUGUUGGUGACAAUGCUCCGGCUGAGGAAGGCGUGGUUGAGUGCAACUCUAAACUGGAUCCAACCAACACCACAUUCCUAAAGAUGGCUGAUUCAGGUGGAAUGCCUCAAAUUACACAGCCUGGAAAACUCUCAGAGGCUUUCAAAUACUUCCUGCAGGGAAUGGGUUACAUUGCUUAUAUGAAGGAUCGGCGAAUGAGUGGGGGGCCAGUGCCCUCGGCCAGUAUGACUCGUCUUGCUCGCUCGCGAACGGCCUCUCUGACCAGCGCCGGCUCCGUGGAUGGCUCUCGCAACCGCGCAUGCACGCACUCAAAUAGCAGUGAGGGCAUCGGGCAGGUCAGCCACACCAUGGAAGUGUCCUGCUGAACCCUUGUGCAUUGUCUCACAUGCACACAUUUAGAGAGAUGUGGCAUGGAAGGAAGGUGUGAGAAGAAUGGAGGUCUCAUAUUGCUUUCAUUCUUUUUUUCUCAGCCAUUUUUUUAUGUCCUUUUCUCUCUCAGUUUUUUCAGUGUUAGCCAUCUUAAAGGAACAGUUGACUCAAAAAUGAAAAAAAAAGUAUAAAACUAUAAUUUACUCGCACAAAUGUAUUUAGAAACCUGUAUGACUUAAUUUCUUUUGUAAAACACAAAAUGAGAUAAAUAGUCCAAGGAGCUAUUUUCCAUAUAAUGAAAAUGAAUGGUGACCACAACUAAAUUUCAGUGAACAACAACCUUUUUUUUUUUCAUGAAUUGGCUUCAGAAGACCAUUCACUUCCACUGUAUGGAAGAGAGCAGCUUGGACGUUCUGCUGAACAUCUGCUUUUGUUGUCCACAGAAGAAAUAACGCCAUACAGGUUUAGAAGAACCUCAGUUUGAGGUUUUCAUUUUGAGCUGAACUAUUCCUUUAACCUGUUAAAUGAAGACUUGCUGUCCUUUUCCCCUUCAAAACAGUGUUUGGUUUCCCCCAACUUUGUAACACGGUUACUUAUUGCUCUACAUGUCAGUAUUGCUGCACCCUUUGCUUGCUGCCUCUGGCCUUCACCUCCUAAGACAAAACUACAAGUCCCAUCAGCCCCUGCUCUCACUCAUUCCUGUCCUGUGACAGUCUUUGAGGAGAAACUGAUGGAUUGGGUCGCAGGUAAAAGGGAUCGGUCUUGAGGAACAGCAUGAAAUAAAACAAAAGAAAGGAUUCUUAAAUCAGAGAGCAAUUUAUAAGUAACAUUUGUAGCUCUCCUUCUCAAUUUUGAGUGAAAGGAAAGCGAUUGUAUAGUCGAAAAGGGCGUAAAUCUCUUAACCAGUAAACAGUAGCUCUCGGCUAAUCAUCUCAGCUCAUUCAGCCAUUGGAAGUGUAUUUUUCACCACAAACUGUAAGAAAAAAUAACUUUAAAAUUUUUUUUAAAUGAUUAUUUGAUACCAUGAUUGGUUUUCUCAUUUAAAAUGUUAUUAAAGCAUGAAAAACAGUUUUAAAGUGUUUUGCUCCAUUAAAGUAGGAACAGAAGUUGUAUGACUUGACCACUGACUUGCCUUAAAUAAUCUUUUUUCAUGUUAGAAUGAUUAAUUUUGCCAUUCCUUUCAUAUUAAGCACUAAUACGAUUAACCACACUUUCAAAUCAAGUCUCAUUCAUUAAAUACUACAUGCCUAGUACCCUUUUAAUGUGCACUCACUGUCAUGUGAAAGUGGCUUUGUCUGGGAUUGGUUCUGUAUGGUCUCCAUUUUAUAGACAAUCAGCUUCCGACCCAAACCAAACCGGAACCGUCGACUGAGGCAGAGCCUGUGUGAUAGAGUUUGCAGUGCGUUAGUGGUACAGAAUCAAGGUCUCACACUUCCCUUACAGCACCCAGCCCCGAACCAAGAAUAUACCAAAGCUACUGAUACAAAUGCACUCACAAAUGCACACAUAAACAUUUCCCAAUGAGGGCUGGGCUCUGCAAGGUAACAGAGCUUUUGUAUGUAUGUACACACACACACACACACACACACACACACACACACACACACACACACACACACACACACACACACACACA